AUGUAUCGCGGGAAGCCAUAUCCCAGCGACAGCAUCGACUUCCCGAUAAUCAUCCGUCGCAUCAACCGGGCACCCAUGUUCUUCAUGGAUAUGGACCACUAUUCCGUCACCCAACUACAGGACGACGUGAACCUCUAUGGUGUAACUGUAGCAGAUCCAGAUGCGAGGCUGCAGGAUGAAGUGGACAUCGUUGUUUCUGUGGAACCUGACUCCGGUGGCGGGGCUGUGUCGUUCGCAGGUACUCAAGGCACGUUUGUGGAGAAGCGCAUGACUUUGGCGGAGCUCAACGUGGCGUUGCAAGACCUUUCCUUCAUCUUUCAAGAUGCCAACUGGUUUGGUGUGACUGGGGUCUCCAUUUCGGUCUCUGACCUCGGAAAUAGAGGUUGGAGGGUCAACCACUACAGUGACAUGUAUCAUGAAGACAUCUCUCCGCAAGCAGUAGCGCUUAAAGGAGGGACAAUGACCAUUGUGCCAGAUGACCCCCUGGUAUAUCACAAGCUAUUCUCCCAGGAUUUUACCUGGGAAGUUUACCUGAAAGUUUUGCCUAACGUUGACAAGAUGCAGCCAACGACGCGUGCGACAACUCCUCCCCCUCCACCAUUCCAGCCAUAUGACCUCGAGUCCGCGUACGACGGUCUCUUGUUCAGGAAUAACUAUCUCGGCCAGAAUUUGUCUUCCGGGAUCGAUGAGCCUUCUUGGGGCGAAGAAAACAUGACGGACAAGCCACUCUGUUCUUUUUCCAUUGGCAAUGACGGCAGGUUAAAGUUCACGCUGCUGUCGGAAGACGGACGACUGCAGGGCAGCGGACAAGCUUUUUUGGAAGAAGGUGCUUGGUAUCACGUAGCCCUUGUGGUACGCCGCAGGAGCCGUGACUCGGACGAAGCACCACCAGAUUCUGACGCAGACGCAACACAGGGCGAGGUGGCCCUGUACGUGGACAACAAGCUGGAUGCUGCGUAUCGGUGGCGAGCACCGCAAAGGUAUGUUGGACCAGACAAGGGCAGUGUACUUCAGUUGUCGGCACGGGGGGGGCUGGUCCUAUCACGAGCAAGGCUGUGGCCGAUAGCAUUGGAGGCUGGAGACCUUGCUCGCUGUGAGGAGCCAUUGGGAUCAGUAGCGGGUGGGCCAGAAGGGCUAGGUGAUGUUCGGCCCAAUGAAUCCCAUCAUCCCUUCCCUCGCCUAGUUGGGAUUCAGGCCCCACAUGCUCCAGCGCUAAGUUUUAGCUUUGGUGGCUCUCUGGCAGAGACUGCUCUUCGUGGCCAUAUUGCGUCAACUGGCAGCUGGUCAUUUGUUGUUGACUCCCCACCGCAGUGCUUACGCUUGACAGAGGCGCCAUACGACAGCUUGUUUGAGUACUGUGUGACAUAUGACCAUAGUUUGGCAGGCGAGGGCGAUACUGAUCAUCAGCCAUACUUCUGGCACUCGCUGCAGGCUUACGAAAAUUCAAUGGACAUGCACUCGUACGCGCGAGCAGGAUUGCAAGUCAUGGAAGCCGGUGAGCUCAUGGCGACAACAUUUCUCGCGGUACAUCGUAGUUUUGUGAACGAACCGCCUCGGAUCAGGAUGUUGGAGCCAAGGAGUGGUCACCUGCACCUGUUUGAGGAUCACGGGAACUUCAUUUCAUUUGAGGUCAGACACAAGGCUGCCGAAAACUUGGUCGAUCGGGCCUUGACCGUAUUUUUCUCCACCUCGCAUGGAAAAGUUCGCACAAUUUCAUCGGCGGCGAUGCCGAAAACAUCUGUGGAUGGGAAGCGUGUAGAGUUUACAGCGAAGCUACACGAGCUGAACGCUUUCCUCUCCCAGCUGCAGUAUUUGCCCGAUCCGAACUACAACGGGCCUGAUUUGUUGGACAUGCUGGUCACAGACGGCGAGUAUUCUGUGAACACCAGCGUCCCGAUUGAGAUUGAGACAAUGAGCGACCCGCUCACUAUUGUUUGCCCACCUGCAGUAGACCUUUUUGAAGGAGAGAUCGAAGUCCCAGUCGGCACAAACAUCACCAUUCGUGAUCAUGAGCCAAUCCCUGGCUUCGAUGAUGAAUCCAGCAGAGUGGAGGUUGAGAUUUUUGCAGGUGAUGGUGUCCUCGACUUGCUACCGAGCACGGUCCCUGACUUGGCAGAUGACCUCAUGGAGGAACUCUACGAAGUCAGCAACAAUUCCCGCGAUUCUGAUCCUUCGAAUAGCUCUUCAUCAGGCAGUUCUGCAUUGACCUUCAACACAACGCUUGCGGGCUUUCGUGCAGCCCUCCGAGCUUUGGUCUUCACUCCUCUUCCAGCAUUAUACCAUGGAGUGGUGCAUUUGGAAGUUCGUGUGGUUGCUCUUGAGACCGAAGAGGAGGCAAGGUGCGAGAUUGGGCUCAUUGUUCACCCAGUGAACUCCGCACCGGCAAUUGAUGUUGAUGGAUCUCAGCUGCUCGCUUCUACGAAUGGCGGUCUCGUAAAGCCUCACAAAGACAUUCGUCUUCAUGGGGUCAUCCGAUUGUCUGAUCCAGACGAGGAGGACUUUUCAGGCGGUUGGUUUUUGGAGCGAGUUCACUCAGCCCGGCUAAAGCUCCGUGCUUCCUGUGGGACGCUUUCCUUCCUCAUGGCAGCGCCACAGGAUUAUGUACUUGGUGUGCAGAAUGGCUCCAUUGCGGGAACAGAGGGUAUUACCUUCCACAGCGGAGAUGGUUCUCAUGACGCGGACAUGGAUGUGACUUCUACGCUGAGAAACCUUAACCUCCAGCUCAGUCGGCUGUUCUAUCAUUCUGGUGGAGAUUGCCGUGGGCAAAACAUUACCAUCUUCGUGGAGCUUGAUGACCUCGGCAAUUUCGGAGCCUACAAGGAUGCGAUGGGCAACUUGGUGCAUCCGCACCCCAUCGUGGUCACAAAUGAGGUUCAUUUCCAAGUGAUGGAGUACUGA
Molecule: messenger RNA, 2898 nt
Organism: Symbiodinium pilosum
Lineage: Eukaryota; Dinophyceae; Suessiales; Symbiodiniaceae
Source: the annotation of a GenBank genome assembly